Molecule: messenger RNA, 529 nt
Organism: Helianthus annuus (common sunflower)
Lineage: Eukaryota; Viridiplantae; Streptophyta; Magnoliopsida; Asterales; Asteraceae
Product: cyclin-A2-1-like
Exons: 5
Coding region: 160-453 (97 amino acids)
Source: RefSeq, a predicted model, not a curated record
UCUGGUGAUUUUCAACUUAGGGUUUCUUACCUCCUGUAGUAUGAGCAAGAUCUCACCAGAUCCAACAACUAUGUGGUCUGUAAUAGUGGUCGAGGCAAGUUCCAACAACCCGAGAUCUAGGUGUCGGUAAGGCGGCAACGUGAGAAGGAGGUCGCUGCUAUGACUCAUACAGUGGCAGGGGAUGAGGAUGAUUAUAGAUCUACUCCUUGGAAAGAUGAAGUAACCAGGACCACACGUGUUGAGGAAUUUUGUUUCAUCACAUAUACUACUUACACAAAAUCAGAGGUUCUGAAAAUGGAAAGUCAAGUUCUGAACAUUUUGAAUUUUCACCCUUCACCACCAACAACAGAAGCUUUUUUCGGGAGAUUCAUAAGAGCAACACAGGCUUCCCACCAGGUAAAUAUUCUCUAUUUGCUUGUAAUUUGGGUUAAUUCUGUUUCUUCACAUGCUUAAUUGUUGUUUUCUACAAUUUGUUAGAACCGAGUUUUGUAUUGGAGUGUUUGGCAAAUUAUCUAGCUGUGUUGACUCU